ACCUUGUGACCGUGUGAGCAAAGCCACCCUUGCAACCCAUGUGCAUCAUCUUCUUUAAGUUUGAUCCUCGUCCUGUUUCCAAAAAUGCAUACAGGGAGAAUCCUUACUGGCCUGACACUUUUGGGAUAUGGCAUGGAACGAGACUGUCCCACAAGCCCUGGUAGAUCUGUCUUCUCAAGCUGAGCCAUGAAAACCUGUCAGUGGCCAUCAGGCAGAGGCCAGAGAUACAGCUGCACGCUUCCACGCUGCCUCCUAUAACAGCCUGAGAGAUGUCCACUCAGGCUCAUCUUGGCAGCCAACAGAGAUGAAUUCUACCACAGACCAUCCAAGCUGGCAGACUUCUGGGGGGACAACAAUGACAUCCUCAGUGGGCUCGACAUGGAGGAAGGCAAGGCAGGAGGAACAUGGCUGGGCAUCAGCACACGUGGAAAGUUGGGAGCACUCACCAACUACCUGCAGCCCCGGCAAGAGCCAUACGCCCGUGGUAGAGGUGAACUUGUGACUCACUUUCUGACCAGUGAUAUGGACAGCCUGUCCUACCUGAAGAAGGUGUCUACAGAGGGCCACCUGUACAACGGCUUUAACCUCAUAGCAGCUGACCUGAGCACAGCAAAAGAAGAUGUUGUUUGCUACUAUGGAAACCGGGGGGAGCAUGAGCCUAUUGUCUUGACACCAGGAACCUAUGGGCUAAGCAAUGCCCUACUGGAGACGCCCUGGAAGAAGCUGUGCUUUGGCAAACAACUCUUCAUGGAAGUGGUGGAGCAGAGCGAGGCACUCCCUAAAGACACCCUUAUCACCCAUCUCCUAGAUGUACUCAACAAUGAAGAAGCACAGCUGCCAGAUCCAGCCAUUGAGGACCAGGGCCGGGAGUAUGUACAACCAAUUCUGAGCAAGUACGCAGCUGUGUGUGUGCGCUGCGCCACCUAUGGCACCAGAACCAACACCAUCAUCCUCGUGGAUGCAGAUGGCCAUGUGACCUUCACAGAACGGAGCUUGCUGAACAAAGACACCUCUCACUGGGAGACCAACACCUAUGAGUUCACACUACAGAGUUAGCCCCCACUACUAGGAUGCCGUGCCUCAAGGGCCAGCAUAGGCAGGAAUCUUCCAUGGCCACACUGCAUGUCUAUGACUCAGCCAGCAUCGCUAGGACCAGAACCCUUUCUGGUCUAUGUGUUACCCACACUUGACCUCAUACUCAGCUCAGGUUUGUCUUUGUGCCAGUGGGGAAUGACAGAGUUGAACACUAGGUCUGAGUCAGGCCUAGAUGUGACAGACCUCUGUCACUGCACCUCAUGGUCAAUCCCACCACCAUCAUCAUGUACACACUGUGUGAGCCUAUCUGACUAGCAGGGGAGUGCCUCUCACUUCACACGUUUGGCCAGUGGUCUCUUCCAAGUAACAUCUGAACAAGUAACAGAUGCAGGAGUUUUAUAGCAACUGGCCUUUCCCUUCCUGAAUGCAGAGCACAACUGUGUCUCAUGUCCUCAUAGCCAAACAUGCUCCUGCAGGAGAACUGGUCAUGUUAGAAACUGAAUCAGAGCAGGGCGUUGGUGGCGCACGCCUUUAAUCCCAGCACUUGGGAGGCAGAGGCAGGUAGAUCUCUGUGAGUUUGAGGCCAGCCUGAUCUCCAGAGCGAGUGCCAGGACAGCUUCCAAAGCUACACAGAGAAACCCUGUCUCUAAAAACCAAAAAAAAAGGGGGGGGGGAGAAAAAAAAAAGAACUGAAUCAGGCACAAGAAAAAUCCACAUCGAUAGAAAAUGGAGACAACUGGAGAUCCUGUAGUUCUGUAUGUGUUAGUGUAUCCCAUGUGUGAGGAUCCUGUGUGCACUGGUCAGUCCCACUGUGUGCACCCUGGGAUCCCUUACCCCUGCUUGCCCAGCAGGCAUUGUAGGUUCUGAGCAGGACCAUCUCAACAAGUGGCUUAACCAGCCCCUGCCAUCGCCCAUCUCCCUUGUCAGAAGCUGGACUUCAUUGGAACGUGAUAAUAAAACUUUGAGGUUGUGAUGGCUAA
Molecule: messenger RNA, 2015 nt
Organism: Cricetulus griseus (Chinese hamster)
Lineage: Eukaryota; Metazoa; Chordata; Mammalia; Rodentia; Cricetidae
Source: RefSeq, a predicted model, not a curated record